This is a messenger RNA of Racocetra persica, 287 nucleotides long. Lineage: Eukaryota; Fungi; Glomeromycota; Glomeromycetes; Diversisporales; Gigasporaceae. The record is from the annotation of a GenBank genome assembly.
CUUUGCAAGAAAUUGCAAAUAAAAGAGAGAGAAAUGCUACGCAAUAUGAUAAACUAGAAUUUCAAAUAUCAAGUGAUGAAGGCCAAUUAGAAUUUCAAAUGAUGGGUGCAAUAAGUGAUGAAGAACAAGAAUUACAAAUGAUAAGUAGUGAAAAACAAGAAUUUCAAAUAAGUGGUAGUGAAAAACAAGAAUUUCAAGUGAUUAGUGAUGAGAAACAAGAGUUACAAAUAAUAGAUAGUGAAGAACAAGAAUUUCAGGUGAUGGGUAAUGAGGAACAAGAAGAAUGA